Molecule: messenger RNA, 4014 nt
Organism: Batrachochytrium dendrobatidis JAM81
Lineage: Eukaryota; Fungi; Chytridiomycota; Chytridiomycetes; Rhizophydiales
Exons: 3
Coding region: 1-4014 (1337 amino acids)
Biological process (GO): regulation of division septum assembly; regulation of actomyosin contractile ring contraction
Cellular component (GO): cytoplasm
Molecular function (GO): protein binding; guanyl-nucleotide exchange factor activity
Source: RefSeq, a predicted model, not a curated record
AUGAACACUCUGGAAACGUUAAAACCCAUAGUUAAAAAAACAGAGCAGUUGAGUACUACUAGCAUAUCUCAUCCACCAACUAUCACGAGCAGAAGCAGUACAGAGGAUAUCUGCAGUGACGAGGAAAUUCAAUAUGGGUUUGAUACACAUGUGCGGUAUGGAUUCGAUUCAACCGACCUUGAGCCCUUUCCAUCAGCUUCAGGUAGAAGAUCGGCCAACCAAACGGGUGUUCAAACCAUUUUGCUGCCUGUUUCUACGACUGCAGUUGUCGAGUCGAGCACAUCAGAUAGCGAGACCCAAUUGCCUUGCCCAGACACGCAAGAGUCGCAAUUUACCAAAAAAAAACAAUCAAGCAAUCUUUCAACUAUAAAACGUAUCAGUUCAGAUGUUGCUUUAGAACUGCAAGUAUCUUUAUCACCUAGAGGAACAAUAUGCAAAUCAGAGUCAAGCAUUGCUCCAGCACAACCUUCCAGUCCCUUGUCAAGCUACAAUCUAGUUUUAAAUCCCAACGAAACUGUCCAAAAUCUAUCCAUUACCACAAAUCUAUUCGGAAAACCCACAAAAGACUCUUUAGAACAUCAUCAGUCUACUAUGGAAGCGGAAUCGAACAUGUCUAGAGUAGAUGAACCACCCGAUGUGAUGCUGGCGCGUAUGAGACUAGAAUUUGGAGACUUGAGUCAGGACAGAGCUGAUACACCCAACAUACACUCCAAGUCAACCCAUUAUUACACACAACCAUUCACGCAUGAAAGUAUUGCUCAACGCUCAAUAGGGCUUGUUUCUGGAGAAAGUCACCAUUCUUCCAUUUCAACAAUCCGUCCAGUUGGUGCAUCAACUGUAUCUCAAAAUGUUGAAAGUAUAUAUUCCCUGCAAAAUGAAAUGGUUGCUAAUGAGAGUCACGACUCUAUAGUAGCCGAUCAUAACGCUCUGGAAACAGCACCCAUUAUAGUGUAUAGUACGGCUGCUAAAUGUGAAUCGCCAAAAGUCAUUCGGCUUACAGCUUCAAAUGAUGAUAGUGAAUGCGCAUCGGUUGUGUCGAGAUUUCUUUUUGAAGACAGCAAUCUUUCCAGAAAUUCAUCAACUGAUAAUGAAUACAAGUUUGCAGCCAUAGUCACGGAUGCAGAUAAUAAGCAGGAGUUGCAAUACCAAUCAAACAGAUCGCUAUAUCAAGCUACAGUGGUUGAGGAAGUAUCACAACCAAAACACGUAUCACAGGUUAUCCAGUCAUCAACAGAAGUGACGACUCACGACAUCACAUUUGAUGAAAUGUCAGAUGCACCUUUGUUGAUACCCCACGUUGGAGGAGUUGACCAUUAUUCAGUUAUUCAACCCAUAUUCAACGACUCUGCUUCAGAUCAAGACACUUCUGAAUCAGAGGAUGGUCGUGAUUAUCAUGCAUCAACUAGUCCCAGCAUACACGAACAUUUCGAGUUUCUUCCUUCAUCUAAACCAACUUCGACUACACAUUUAAAUGGGGUACAAGUACCAGAGAUAUCUUUUCAACCAGCCGAUACUGAUCUUGCCAAAAACGAAUUUUGUGUUUAUUCACAUGAUAGUAAUAUUGAUAGUGACUCUAUCCAUUUUGUCGACGCUAAUGCCGCUGAUUUGGGUAGCCCAUCGAAUACAGUACAAAAAAUGGCCAACUCAGUUGAACAUCCAAUGCGUUUGUCCUACUCUGGUCUUUCCAAUAUCUGUGAAGUUGAUAGCAGUGUGCUACUGAUUAGCUCUGAAAGCUUAGGCAAGACAAGUGUUGGAGAGGCAAAAAUUUCUGUAGUUGAGCUCCAACUGCCAGCUGAAGUAUCUACACAAGUUUUGGAAACGCCAUCAAAUAUCGCCAGCAAAGAAACAAAACUGGACGAAACUGACUUGCCAUUGCCUCGAUCGGAUAGCGUAUCUACUGAAAAAAAUGUUACAAGUGCAAUUGUAUCGGAUAUUACCUGCACGACACAAACUAAGUCCAUUGAUGCAUCUGAGCCAGUACUAUCUCAACCAGAUACUUCUUGUUCAAAUGUAGUUCAAUCAAAUAUAGACACUGAGCUUGCUGAACCAAUAAAACCCGCUCAGUCUGAUUUUAUCAUUGAAGCAGGUACAAUGUUUAUCGCGAUUGCAUCCUUUCACGGCCAAGAUCUUGACGAACUGAAGAUGGAAGAAGGCGAUCUGAUUGAAUUAGAUAUGGCACCGGCUUCUGCUGAAGAAUAUUGGUGGAAAGGCACAAAUCGAUCAUGGGGAAAAAGUAAUGGCCAACAAGGAUUCUUUCCCAAAGAUUUUGUCAAAUUUUAUGAUCCUGACGCCAAAACCCAAGAACCCCAAAGCAUCAGUGACAAUGUUGAAAUAGAUGUAAAAGAUGGUGAAAAUAUGCAAGAAAAAGUUGAUAUGGAUGAAGAUACGAGCAUUGCCGUUGUUCAUGGCGAUCCUGAACCAGAGGAACUUGCUAGUCCUGAUCCUGUAGCACCAGGCACAAAAGUGAUUGUCAAGUAUCCCUACGAAAUGACAAAAAUGGAUGAGCUGUCCCUUAUUGAAGGCGAGUUAAUCGUGGUUCUAGAAUCGCCAAAAGGCGGGUGGUGGAAAGGCAUGAAGGGGCUAGACGAAAAAUCGCCAAAAACAGGUUGGUUUCCGGCUACUUUAGUUCGAGUUGAAGCUGUUGAAAGUGACUCGAAAGACAAACAAGUAUUUGAAAGCAAUGAUCAAAUAAACUCGGGUCGUCCUCAUGGUAGGAGCUUCUCUAGUGGGAAAAAGGCCAGCUUGAAACAAGGCGACGAGAAUUCGCCUGAUUCGCAGCGAAAAGGCGUAUCGUGGCUGAGACGACUAGUACCAAAAGAUAAAGAUAAAAGAAAGCAAUCCAUAUCUACCGAUGAAUCUGGAUCGUCUGUAUCAUCCAUCUCUACCUCUGUUGCCGCUGCAGAUGCUGUUGCUGCAAUUCAAGCAAGAAACAAUAUUGCAUUAGAUGGAUCUGAAAAAACCUCGGAAUCAACUGUUGCUGAUGCAAAUAUGUUGAUUGCAGCGAUUUCCGACUAUGCUACUCCUCAAAUUCUUUCUGGUCCAAGCAUAAUACGAACAACUUCCAUAACGGAUGCAACCGCUGAUGAUUUGUCUACUGUUGCUUUGGUACAAUCGCCGAAUGCACAGCACGCAAACAUAACAGGAAAUAAGAUCCCGUCGCUACAGCCAGUUGAAAAUGUAGCAUCACCAGCAUCAUUUUCACCAUCCAAUGGAGGAGUUUCAUUUUUUGGAUCGCAAAUGGACACGGGAGCUCAGCCAACACAACCUGUCACUGUACCACCACCACUGCAAGUUCAGUUUACCAACUCCACAUUUUUCUUGGAUAGCGAUUCGAGUAAACGUACCCAAUCAAGCCACUCUACAGUAGUUACUCGCACAACCCGUGCAAAUACAGCAGAUACACCCAUACCACAAAUUCAACGAAGCGUGUCGACUGAUGAUGCAGUAGAACCAACAUCAUAUCGAUCCUCUGACUCGACAGGUUCGCACAAUCACCGAUCCGGAACAUCCAUAAUUGGAAAGUCCAACAGCAUAUCCAGAAACACCAUGAUCUUUCCUUCAUCUCUCCCAGCAACCAUCACCUCCAACUGGAACCCUACUGAUCUUCUUCGUGGCUCCUCCUCUGAGAAAUGGCAAGACAGAUUUGAUGAGGUUAGUUUAGCUGGAAUGUCAUCUCAAGAUAAAAAGCGUAUAUCCGCCACAUGGGAACUUUUACAAACCGAGCGAGACUAUGUUCGUGACCUUGCUGUCAUUAUCGAGGUGUUUCUUAAACCCAUGGUGAAUUUAAAAACUCAAGGAAAACCAGUAAUCAAUAUAUUUGCCAACAUUGAACAACUAUUGAACGUCAAUGUCGAUUUUUUGAACCAAAUAGAAUUGGUUGGAGAUAUAACCGACACCAAAGCAUAUGCAGACGCGUUUAUUGCCAAUGUAAUUCUACAAUGGAUGUCAAUUAAAAUUGAGCUUGUGUUUUUACUGACUUUUUAUUUUUGGGAUGAAACUGAAUCAAAUAUUUAG